GGAGCUCGGCCCCUCUCUUUCUGCCUGCAGUAAGACGUAGUGUUAACAUCGGAGGGAGGAGCUACCAUAACAGUCAAUGCUGCAACAUACUCGCGUACAGUUACACUCGCGUAGUUAGCUGGUUAGCAUUGGGCUUAACGCUAAAUAUCUGUUAGUUUAUAAUAGUCAGUAAAAAUGAGCGAUAACGACAAACGUCGGGGGUCUCGCUCUGCAUCCAGGAGUGCGAGUCCACAGGGCUCAGGGAAGUCUGCGAGCCGCUCCCCGGCUCGCUCUCCUGGUUCCCGGUCCAGGUCUAAAUCUGGGUCCCAUUCCUACCGUGGCUCACGCAGACACUACAGCCGAUCUCGCUCACGUUCAAGGUCCUAUCAUCGCCGAUCUCGCAGUAGGUCCUACAGUGGAGAGCGCAGACGAAGAAGCCAUAGCCGCUCACCCAUGUCCAAUCGCCGUAGGCACAUUGGCAACCGUGCGAAUCCAGAUCCAAACUGCUGCCUGGGAGUGUUUGGCCUGAGCUUGUACACCACAGAGAGGGAUCUGAGGGAUGUCUUCUCUAAAUACGGGCCCCUGGCGGAUGUCAGUAUUGUGUAUGACCAGCAGUCGAGGCGCUCCAGGGGCUUUGCUUUUGUUUACUUUGAAAACACAGAUGACGCUAAUGAGGCAAAGGAACGAGCCAAUGGCAUGGAGCUGGAUGGUCGCAGGAUCAGGGUGGAUUUUUCCAUCACAAAAAGACCUCACACCCCAACUCCUGGAAUCUACAUGGGCCGGCCCACAUAUGGUGGAGGUGGUCCCAGCGGCCCUCGACGCUAUUCACGUGACUAUGACCGUGGGUAUGAUCGUGGAUACGACAGAGGCGGCUACGAUCGCUAUGACGACAGGGACUACUACAGAUCAUACAGAAGGCGAUCUCCAUCACCAUACUACAGAGGGGCUUACAGGUCUCGGUCCAGAUCACGGUCUUAUUCUCCCCGUCGCUAUUGAAACCUCCUCUUCCCAGUCACCGACAUGAAAAGUUUGAUUGGUAUGACUGAUAACAAAGUACCCUUUUUUUUUUUUUUUUUUUUGGUAAUGUGAGCAUCACACUUUUGAUGUAAAAGACCAUUAAAUAUGAGUCAAGGUGUCCAGAUGUUUUUAAUGUUAAUUAUAUAGGCAACACCUGGCAUAAAUGUUCUAUUAAUGUUUUGAUCUUGUAAAAUUACUGAGUGGAUUAAAAGGGCCGUGCAUUUCUUCCA
Monopterus albus (swamp eel) is the source of this 1226-nucleotide messenger RNA. RefSeq names its product transformer 2 beta homolog (gene tra2b). Gene Ontology annotation, molecular function: RNA binding. Lineage: Eukaryota; Metazoa; Chordata; Actinopteri; Synbranchiformes; Synbranchidae. The record is from RefSeq and is a predicted model, not a curated record. The coding region runs from base 175 to 975 and encodes 266 amino acids. The transcript has 8 exons.